CGCGCUGCCCGGCCCGGCCCCAUGGCGCUGCUCCGCCGCCUGCGGGAGCGGCCCCCGCCGCCCCCCGCCCCGGCGCCCCGCCGGGCUCCGCCGCGGCCGCCCUUCUCCUUCGCCCCGCGCCGCCUGCGCCUGGGCCCGCAGCACCCGCUGCUGGAGGACGGCGACGUGCAGAGACACCUGUACCUGCGGGACGCCCUCACGGGCCGGGCCGAGGAGGCGGAGAGACCCAGGGUAUCUGAAUUCUGUUGUCACAUCUCUGGGUGCUCCCAGGUCUUUGACACCCUGGAGGGCUAUGAGCACCACUACAACACGCUGCACAGGAAUGUCUGCUCCUUCUGCAAGCGCUCCUUUCCUUCAGGGCAUCUCUUGGAUAUCCACAUCUUGGAGUGGCAUGACUCACUCUUCCAGAUAAUGGCGGAGAAACAGAACAUGUACAAGUGCUUGGUAGAAGGCUGUACAGAGAAAUUCAAGAGCAGCAAUGACAGAAAGGAUCACUUGGUCACCGUUCACCUUUACCCUGCUGACUUCCGAUUUGGUAGACCAAAGAAAGUGAAAAGUGGCACCAAGCACAUGAGCUGUCCCACGCAGCAGUGUGCAAGUGUGCCAGUGGAUGUCAGCAUGGAGACUUCGGAGCAAUUCCAAGUGGACCCCAUGGAAGUAGGGCCCAGUGAGAGCAUGGAGAUCCCUCAGCCUGCAGCCAGCCCCAGCCCUUCAGUGCCAGAAAAACGACUCUAUAAAUCCAGGGUCCCAUCCACAAUUUGCUUCGGGCAAGGUGCCACCCGGGGAUUCAAAGGCCCAAGGAAGAAAGUCUGAAGCACUAGAGAUAGUCACAAGAUGAAAAGACACCAGCUGCCACCACCAGCAAACAUUAUCGAUGGUGCGGUGGCCAUGCAGGAAUAUUUGCAGUCACAUGCAAGGAUCCACUCCCUUUCGGGAAAGUGGAGACAACAGGGGUUGUGCGGUUUGGGAUGCAUAAAUAUCCUGGGAGGUGCUUUGCUACAGUCCCUUUGUGUCUGCGAACCUCAUCCCUUUGAGAGGAUUUCUGAGCAGAGCCAUGCUUAUAUUCAUCCUCCAUGAGCCACAAAGCUCUCUUCUCUGAUACCCCCAAAACCAAACUACAGAUAAAUUUGUCUGCCUCU
Messenger RNA from Cygnus atratus (black swan), 1139 nucleotides. It is a transcript of the gene ZNF511, whose product is annotated as zinc finger protein 511. The transcript has 6 exons. Lineage: Eukaryota; Metazoa; Chordata; Aves; Anseriformes; Anatidae. Bases 22 to 813 code for a protein of 263 amino acids. The record is from RefSeq and is a predicted model, not a curated record.